Chionomys nivalis (European snow vole) is the source of this 9019-nucleotide messenger RNA. It is a transcript of the gene Uimc1, whose product is annotated as ubiquitin interaction motif containing 1. Gene Ontology annotation, cellular component: BRCA1-A complex. The coding region runs from base 107 to 2290 and encodes 727 amino acids. The transcript has 15 exons. Gene Ontology annotation, molecular function: histone binding; DNA binding; K63-linked polyubiquitin modification-dependent protein binding. The record is from RefSeq and is a predicted model, not a curated record. Gene Ontology annotation, biological process: positive regulation of DNA repair; double-strand break repair. NCBI's taxonomy places the organism in Eukaryota, Metazoa, Chordata, Mammalia, Rodentia, Cricetidae.
CCCCCCCUCACCCCGCUCGCUCUUCACUUUCUGAGGAGUUGCGGCCGCUCGCGACCCCCUGCGUUCAGGAGGCGCUCAGUGGAGCGGCGGGAGCCGCGGCAAAAGGAUGCCACGAAGAAAGAAAAAAAUUAAAGAAGCCUCUGAAAGCCAUAACUCAGAGAAGAAGGAUCGAGAAACCACCAGUCCCGUCAGUAUAAAGAAGAAGCGUAGACUUGAGGACGUAUUCAUAGUGAUAUCUGAUAGUGAUGGAGAGGAAGCAAAAGAAGAGAAUGGAUUGCAGAAAAUGAAGACAAAACAGUCGAACAGAUCAAAGUGUUUGGCUAAAAGAAAAAUUGCACAGAUGUCAGAAGAAGAACAAUUUGCUUUGGCUCUCAGAAUGAGUGAGCAGGAAGCUAGGGAGGUAAACAGCCAGGAGGAGAAAGAAGAGGAGCUCUUGAGGAAAGCCAUUGCUGAAAGCCUGAAUAGUUGCUGGUCUUCUGAUGCUUCUGCUACCAGUUCUCAACCUUUGGCUAUUGGAUCAUCUUCACAUUCCCAUCAAGAGAACACCAAAGAUUCUGGAACCACUGAAGGCAUAUCGCAGCUGUUACCUCCAUCACUGUUUAAAGACUCACAUAUCAGUCAGGGAAACGAGGCUGAGGAAAGAAAAGAGCCCUGGGACCACAAUGAAAACACUGAAGAGGAGCCGGUCUCUGGCAGCUCAGGAAGCUGGGACCAGUCAAGCCAGCCAGUAUUUGAGAAUGAGAGCGUUAAAUGUUUUGACAGAUGUACUGGCCACUUGGCUGAGCACACAAAGUGUGGGAAGCCCCAGGAAAGUACUGGGAGUGGUAAUGCUUUUCUCAAAGCUGUCCAGGGUAAGGGGGACACAUCUAGGCAAUGUCUUCCUACCCCAACAGACACCAAAGGUCUCCAGGACAAUGGGGGCACUGUGCACUACUACUGGGGUAUUCCAUUUUGCCCUGCUGGAGUAGAUCCUAACGAAUAUACCAGUGUCAUUCUCUGCCAGUUGGAGGUUUAUCAGAAGAGCCUGAAAAUGGCUCAGAGGCAGCUUUUUAAAAAAAGAGGGUUUGGGGAACCAGUGUUACCUAGACCUCCUUUUCUGAUCCAGAAUGAAUAUGGCCAAGAAGAUGAGACUAGUGAAAAAAAUGAAGGCAUCUCAGAAGAUAUGGAAGAUGAAGCCAAAGAGGAAAGGCAGGAAUCUAGGGCAUCUGUCUGGAACUCAGAAACCAAGGAUUUUCAAAAAAGUUCAAUUAAAAGCUUGAAACAGGAACUUUUGUUGGAGGAAGAACCAACAACCAGUCAUGGUCAGUCUUCCCAAGGUCUAUUUGUUGAAGAAACUUCAGAAGAAGUUCUGAAGAGUUCUGAAGAAGGAAAUUGUGUGCCUAUCUCACAAAGCAUUGCAACUUUGGCCAAUAAGAGAAGCUUAGUCCUUAUGCCAGAGAGUUCUACAGAAGAAAUUACUGUUUGUCCUGAGACACAGUUAAGUUCCCCUGAGCCCCUUGACCUCAAUAGAGAAGACUCUCCAGAUAGCAGCGAGGUCUCUAUUGAAGUAAGAAGGACAGUGAGUGAUAAGCAGGUUGGUAAUAGAGAAAAUGGUGAGAAAGCAAUUCCCACUCCUGCAUUCUCGUCUAGUACCCGGGUGUCCUGUCCACUGUGUGACCAAGACUUUCCUCCCACAAAGAUUGAACAACAUGCCAUGUACUGCAAUGGUCCGAUGGAGCAGGAAACAGUGUUGACUCGGAAACGGAGAGAGGCCAGGAACAAAAGUGACAGUAAGACAUCUACACGGACUGCCCUGGACAUCAACAAGAAGGAGAAGUGUUAUCUAUGUAAGUCCCUGGUCCCACUUGGAGAGUAUGAGUGUCAUGUAGAGGCCUGUCUCCAGCUUGCAAAGGGAGAUAGAGGAGAUGGAACUGAAGUGGGUAAGAGAACCAGAGUGUAUGCAACUGUGGAAGGCAAACAGCAGCAACAGCUGAGGAAGCCAAAGGACAAAGACCACAGUCAAGGCCGACUGCUCAGUCUCUUGGAACAGUCUGAGCACAAGACCACAGGUGUAGAGAAAAAAACCAAGUCUUCAGAAGCAAGAACCUUCAAGAUACCUUCACCAGAGGUGGAAGAGGCUAGCUGCAGCAGAGAGAUGCAGAGUUCCCUCUCACAGCUCAACUUAAAUGAGUCUCCUAUUAAGUCUUUUGUUCCUGUUUCAGAAGCCACAAAUUGCUUAGUGGACUUUAAAGACCAAUUUACUUUUCGGUCACGGACCAAAUCAGGCAGAGGAAGGAGGAGAAAAUCUUGAAUUUCUUGGGACUGGAGGUUGACCGGAAUUAUUAUUGUUGGGUUGGUCAUGUUCAUUAAUUAUAGUGGUCCCUAGUUUGUUGUGAGAGUUUUGACCCUGUUGUUUUUACCACCAGCACCCACUCAGCAUCCUGAUUUUUAUGUUUUAUAAGAUACAUUGAGACCAUUGUAAAUAGUAUUGUUUUACAGCAUUCUGUUUGAAUUUACCUAUAGUUAAAAUUUAAAUAUAUUUAUCUAUGUUUGUAUGAAAUCUUCUUCAAUAUGUGAAGAUUUUUAUAUUUUUGUCAUGAGCUUUGGACUGGGGAUUUUUUGUUUUGUUUUUCUUUUUCUUUUUCUAGACAGGAUUUCUUGUAUAGCUUUGGAGCCUGUCCUCUGUAGACCAAGCUGGCCUCGAACUCAAAGAGAUCUGCCUGCCUCUACCUCUUAGUGCUGAGGUUAAAGGUGUGAGCCAGCACCGCCCGGCUUCCUCUGGAAUUUGUAAGUGAACACUGUUGUGUUAGUUCAUUCCUAUGCAGUUUUUUCAAAGUGGAUUUACCGGUGGGUGUACCAGACACAAUUAUCUGUUUAAAUCAAUUUUUUUUUCUUUUGCUGCUACAGGUCAUGUGGCAGCAGUAAAUUGGGAUUCAGUGGAAAUACCAGAGCAGUCCCCAGUCUCUACAGUGUUGCCUGAGCCCUUCCAGUGCAGAGUAGAGAUGUGGUUUAUCCUUAGUGUCCAGGUGGACCCAAAGUGAGAGACUCAAAUAGCAGAAGUAACUAACCAAAGGAGACAGUCAAACUAAAGAACCAGCUUUGGCUCUAGCUGAUGGACAGUCUAGUGAAAGAGACUCUUAAGUGGGUGUUAACAGUACAGGAUUUUUUUUUUUUUAAGACAAGGUUUCUCUGUAGCCUUGGCUGACCUGGAACUCACUCUGUAGACCAGGUUGGCCUUGAACUCACAGAGAUCCUCCUGCCUUUGCCUCCUGAGUGUUGGGACUAAAGGUGUAUGCCACCACUGCCUGGCAGCAGUACAGGAUCUCAGACCAGGGUAAACUAAUACACAACUCAGGUGCCUAACUUCUGAUUUAUCAUAUCUAAAGCUGUCUUUGAUUUUAAGAUGAAAGUGAGAUGUAUAUCACACUGAGGCAUUCAUACACAACUGGAUUGGAAGACUUAGUACAGACAUUAGGGCACUACUAUCUCAUACUGUUUGCACACAAACGCUUUGAGUUAUAGUCAAGAUGGAAAAUAUCAGUUCCCACCACAAAUGUCUUGCUCUUGGAUGGUGCCAAGACUAUGACCAGCAUCACACAUAUCUGUUGUUUUUUGUUCAGUCACCACAGUCCAGACAAUAUAUGUACUGCCAUUUGAUCCUCAUAGAAACUUGUUAUAACCAACUCUGAAAUGAGGAACCAGAUGGAGAGGAACAAGUUAAAAGACUGCACCCACGACUGUGAGACUAGUCAUGAGUUCUUCAUUUCUAGAGAAAAACCUUGUGCUUUUGACAUAAGUGCUAACAGAUUUCUUGUUUUUCCAUAUACAGUCAAUCAGUAUAACCCUCACUUAUAGCUCUCAUUAAAUAGUCACUUGGAAGGUAACUCUCUAUAAAUGGUAUAGUUGAUAUUUCUGUAUAUGAGGUUGAAUGAAAGUGCUGCUUCUAGAAUGAGGUUAUCUUAAAAUUGAGCAGACUCUACAGAAUGGGGGCCAUUGGCUAAGGAUAUGGAUUAGCUAGACCAGGAAUUCACAGCACAAAUGGGACUCAAGGAAGGAGAAGACCUCCCAACCCCCACAGUUGCUUUUUUGUCCAAUUUGUUGUCUCUGUGCUAUAGUCUGAUAGUAGAUGCAUUAAUCAGAGUGAAGAGACAGUCAUGACAGAUCAAUCUUGCUUCUGAAACAAGUUGCUCACCCUCUCUUGGACUUUGUAAAAUGAGAAAAAUAUUAAAGUGUUCUAAGUAUUGAUAACUUUAUUAUUAUCAUUUUUUUGAGACAGGGUUUCUCUAAGUAACAAGUCCUGACUGUUCUGGAACUCACUCUGCAGACCAGGCUGACCUCAAACUCAGAUCCACCUGCCUCUGCCCUCUGGAGUGCUGGGAUUAAAGACUUGUGCCCCCACUGUCUGGUGACAGACUGUUUAUAAAGAAUCUAAACACACUUGCUACAGAUGUGUAGUGUGGCAGCAACUGUUACUAAGGUCACUCUACUUUUGUAUGUCAUAAGUAGUGUUGCAGUAUGAGGUGGAAGGGCCAGAGAGAUGGUCUGCAGCUGUAAGAGGAGUGAGCAUACUGGGCACCUACCCAUGACUCACACGUCACAGGACGCCUGGUUCUUAGACACUUAGCUUUUCUGGGGUUUUAGGUGUAGGAGGAGGCCACUUGUCUGUCCUAGCCACCUAGAACCAAAACAACCACACAGAAACUAUAUUAUUUAAAACACUGCUUGGCCCAUCAGCUCUAACUUCUCAUUGGCUAACUCUUACAUCUUAAUUUAACCCAUUUCUAGUAAUCUGUGUAUUGCCACAUGGCUGUGGCUUACUGGCAGGUUUCCAACCGGUGUCUUUCUGGCGAGGGGGGGGAUGACUACAUGGCUUCUAACUGACUCUGCUUUCUUUCUCCCAGCAUUCAGCUUCAUUUUCCCUGCCUAACUCUGUUCCCCUAUAGUUCUGCUAUAGGCCCAAAGCAGUUUUUUUUCAUGCAUUAACCAAUAAAAGCAACACAUAGACAGAAGGACCUUCCACAUCACUUAGAAUACUUAGAAUUCUCUGGGUGGUUUUUCUGAAAGAUUGCCAGCUCAUGGAGAAUUUGAAAGCUCCACAAACUAAAUAAGUUAGUGCUAUAAACUUGGGAAGGAAGAGAUUUUUAUUUAACAACAUCAUAGCUGUGCUGUAUUCAUUUUGUCUUUAUCAGAGUCCUCUAUCAGAGGCUGUGCCAGGCCCACUUCUGGGCAGUUACCCUUCUAUAGACUCUACUCACAGGGCUUUCCUACAGAUACUUGUAACUGUGUGAGAAGGUGUCCCUUGGUUUCUGUUGAUACAAGCUGGAAGUGCCAAGAACUUAUACUUUGGUGCAGCUCUUAGCCAAUGAAAAUAAAAGUUGGGGUAUAUAAGUAACCCAUAUUUUUCAUGUGUCAGGUAGAACAGCUGAGACACAUUUACCAUUUUCUCAGGGAUCCCCUUAUAGGGUUGGAUCACCAUAGCACCCAUAAUAGCUUAAAUGUGUGGACUGUCUUGGCUUCUUUUUCUUGCUCUCUGACUUCCAAAUUCCCUCAUACCAGGAAUGAGGAGGCCCUCACUUUUGGGUUCAUGUAAGUGCAGGGUGAGCACUUGUAUGAGCCUUAGAGGACUCUACAUUCAGCAUUCUAUCUACCUCACUUUCAUCAUCUUAAUCUCAACUCUAUUUUAGAACCUUCUGGAAUACAAUAUAUGAUUAGUUCUCUAAUUCUGGGGAACCCAACCUGUAAGUAGACAUCUUGAGUCUACUUAAAAAAAGAUAAAAAUCUGGUCAUAAUGAUGUGUAACUUUAACUCCAGCACAAGGAGGCAGAGGCAAGUAGCCUUAUAAGUUCGAGUUCAAGGCCAGUCUGAUCUCCAUAAUUCGAGGAUAGCCAGGGGUGUAUAGGGAAACCCUGUCUCAAAGAAACCAAAGAUAAACAUCAGGUCACACAGAAGUAGAGCCGAGGAAUUCUGGCAGCACUUGUCAUAAGCAUGACUCAUAGCUGGACCUUUGAUACUCUAUUGCAUAUUCUACUUCAGUGAAACAAAGUUGAGAGACUAUAAUCCCUGGAUAGACAAGAUGCUGUGUUGUGGGUGAUGCCAUUUGCCAUUUUGCCCUCCCCAGCAUCAUCUUUUACCUCCUUACCUUUCACUGCCUAUGUGGCUAGUUGGUAUCCAAUAAAUGUACAGCAAGCCUGUUGUUUACAGGUCUAAAACAAAUCCUGUGGAGAAAUUAUGUUUUAUACUUGGAAUAUUCAGACUCAAGCUAGCAAGAUGGUUCAGCAGGUAAAGUGCUUGCUGCAUCAGCCUAAUGACCUGGGUUCAACCCACAAAACCCUCUGAGGUCCAUAUGUUUACCGUGGUGUGUACUUCUAAACACCCAUAUCACAUACACAAUAAUAGAAGCAACAACAACCUAGGUCUGUCUGACAUCAAAGUUCCUGCUAUCUUUAUUGUCUGUAUUGUCCCUGAUCUUCCAUUGAGUCACAAAAUGGAUGACUAAAAAUUUGAGCUUUGGAUGGGCUCCUUGCCUUUAUCCUUUGGUUGAUGUUAGCCUAUGUGAACUGGGGAGAGUUGAAAUGAAAAGUUGGUUACCAGUGGAAAGAUGGGACAUUGUAGACACUCACGUAAGGAAGAGUGCUGAAAUCGUGCACCAGAAGGGGGAAGAAGUUGCUUGCUUGCUGUUUCAAAAGCCCUGGGCUGUUGGGGGAGGGCUCUUCAGUUUAGCAAAAGAUAACUGAUACUUACUCCAUAUCAGGUCUAGAACUCGGUCCCAAGGCUGUAAAGGUGUGUAAGAAACAUGAGAACCUACAGUUGAGCAGUAAACAGAUGAUUUUAAUAAAUACAGUGAUCUGACCCCAAGCUGGGGUCAGAGCUGGGCCUAACUCGUGAGCAGAGGGAGCCCCACUGCUGUUGAUAACUGAACUGUAAUUUAAAGAUGAAGGUUAGAGAAGCCAGUGGUGUCAGUAGUAUACUAUAUUAUAUAUAGUAUCAGUAUAUUGUCAUUAUAGACAAAGGCACACGAAUAGACAGCAGAAGCAGUGCAGUGCCUGUGAGAGCUGCGGGGCAUACCCAAAGCAUGAAGGGAAUGAAAGGUGAUGAACUAGGGGCCUAGCUGGCUGACAGGAGCAAGCUCAAAGCAAGGAGAGCCUGGCCUUGCAGCUCAGCAGUAAUAUUCUAGUUUUGCUAUGUUCGGCUCUUCCCAUUCUACAGUUGCUUCUGAUGGCUGAAGCUAAGGGGUGAUGAGGGGACCUUGUCAGGACAUGACUUUCCCUUGCUGGUCAGUGUCCAUCUGGUGUGUGCUUAAGUAUUGCUGGCAAGUGCUGUGCCCGUUACAGACAGGAUUGGCCCAAAUGUUCAGACUGCUAGAACAUUUGGCCUUCUCCACUGGCCUUGAUUUUAGGAGGCCUAUGGCACACCCCACGACUAGGUGAAAUGAAAACAGGACUUUCAAGCCAGACAGUGGUGGCACACACCUUUAAUUCCAGCACUUGGGAGGCAGAGGCAGGCGGAUCUCUUAGGUUUGAGGCCAGUGUCGUCUACAAGAGUGAGUUCCAGGACAACUCGGACUGUUACACAGAGAAACCCUGUCUUAACCCCCCCCCCCAAAAAAAAUAGGACUUUCAGAAUCAGGGACAAGGAGUCAUGAAAAUAACUCCCAGGAGCCUAUCUUGCUGACUCGAAACUGCAGCUGUGAAGAGUCACAGCUAGACCUUUCUCACUCAGUUUCAUGCUCUCCCCCAACUAAACAAAGCUAAGGGGUCUGGAGCCUCAGACUCAGCACGGUGUUGUGUUGUAGAUGAUGGUCAGUUUGCUUUCCCUAACGUCAUUCUUGACCAUCUUUCAUAGCCUUUAUGUCUGGCUGGUAUCCAGUAAACUGCAGGCAGGGCUGCGCCUGCCAUGUGUGUAGGUUUAAUCACAGCAAACCUGCCACAGGAGCCACCUCUGUUCAUCUGUGUCCUGAGAGGCCUUCACCAGCGGAUAAUAGUGUGACUGCUAAUGUAGCAGCCUUCAGUUUUAAUGCACUCGCCAGUUUGCCUGAGUUGUAACAGGCACUUAGAAGCUGUGUUUAUUAGGCAUUGUGUCUGACUCCUGCUUUCUCUGCACGGGCAUGCUAAUUACUCGAGGGGUGUAUGUAUCUCUAACCUGGUGGUUCUUCACCUUCCUAAUGCUGCAAGCCUUUAAUAGAGUUCCUCAUGUGGUGACCCCAACCAUAAGAUUAUUUUUGUUGCUGCUUUAUAACUAAUUUUGCUACUGUUAAGAAUUAUAAUGUGUUUUCUGAUGGCCUUAGGCAACCCCAAUGAAAAGGUUGUUCAACCUGCAAAGGGGUCAUGACCCACAGGUUGAGAACCGUUCCUCUAACCUCUCUCUUCCUUCAAAGCUGAAGGCACAAGGUUAAGUAGUUGUCCUAAGCCCGUCAUCUUGUGUCAUCUUGUAUCUAGCAACAGCAAAGUCUCUGAGGACAGCACCUUCCUCUCAAACAAUCAUGACAUCUAUGAUACAGAAGCUACACCCCAAAGCAGACCUUCUGGUAGAUUUCAGACUGGCCUUCUUGGAUGACAGAACAACUUACCAGUCCACCUUGCAGAAUCAGAACUGAGAGUGGUGGGUGGAACCACACCUUCAUCAAGACUGCUAAAUUAUGCAUAUCUCUUGACUGUUCCAAUUCUUUCACUGUUUGAAGACAGAACUCUUCUAAGUACCCUAACGAGAAUCGUGGAGGACACUGGGCCCUUUAUCUGUCCCUCUUCUAAUGCACACUACUUUCCAUCUCACCUGUGGACAUCUUCAUGAGGCUGUGAGAACUGUAUGUCUGACCACUGGCUGUAUGCAUGCAUUCUUUGUGAAAGGACUUCUUUAACUUGCCCUGCUCACUCCUGCAGAGUCAUGAUGGCCCUUCCUCUUCGUUUCCCACAUUGUUGCUUACAUGUUUACUUGCUACAUUUUGAAAAGUUGCCAAUUGCAACCACAUAUUUCCAGGCAUGUCUCUGCUUCUUUCCAAGGAACUUUAACACUUCAAAACUUAGUGUUCAUAAAAUAAACAGAG